AUGAUCAUCACAACGGCCCGUGUGGAGCCGACCUCGACCUAUGUCGGCUACCUUCUUGGGCUUUGCUUGUGCAUUGCUGCGAACUUCUUAACCGCCCUUGGCAUCACGAUCCAAAAGUCAGCACAUGUGCAGUCGAAGGAUGCCUACUAUGCGCGGCCGCUGUGGAUCUUCGGUGUGGUCUCCAUGAUCAUCGGGGCACUUCUGAACAUGCCUGCCUUAGCCUUUGUCCCCCAAACCGUGGUGAGCAUCCUUGGCUCCCUCACGAUCGUUUUCAACGCUUGCCUGGCCAAGCUGCUUCUGCACGAACGACUCUACCUGGCGCAAGUCAUGGUCAUGAUGCUUCUCAUUGCUGGGGCAUCGCUGGUGGUCAUGGAAACGCCAGUGCCGCCACAGGUGCUCUACGUGGAUCACAUCUUCAACAGCUCGCAGAAUGGCCGUUUCCUCGCGACGGCCUUCACGGUGAUGAUUCUGCUUUCCUUUCUGCUGUUUUUGUCUCGUUUCUCCUUGCCUUUGAAGCUAGUCUUCCUUGCUACAGCCUGUGGCGCUUGUGGCUGCUAUGCAACGGCCUUCGUGAAGACCAUAGGGGAGAUCAUCGCAAACACAGCUGGCCAUCAAGGAGGAUGGUUGCACGAUCCACACGUGUAUUGCCUGGGAAUUGGGGCGCUGUGCAUCUUCUUGCUCCAGAUUCUGGUAAUGCAGACCGCUUUAGGCUGCAGUGACGCAGUGGUCAUCACACCCACCUUUUUUGCGAUGGGUGUCCUGUUCACGAUCUUUCAGGCGCAAUUGGCAUUUGGCGAGCUGAAUCGGCUGAAGGGAUCUCAGCAUGUGAUGCUCUUUGUCUUCGGCGUACUUCUCGUGCUGGUGAGCACAUGGGCCCUGCUGAAGUUGCACGAGGAAAAGAAAGAGGAGACCUUGCCAUUGGCUAACGGCCCCGAGACGGCUGGAGCGACAACUGUGUCUACCACGACACGCACUGCUAAAUGA
Messenger RNA from Durusdinium trenchii, 984 nucleotides. The record is from the annotation of a GenBank genome assembly. NCBI's taxonomy places the organism in Eukaryota, Dinophyceae, Suessiales, Symbiodiniaceae.